Messenger RNA from Owenia fusiformis, 2694 nucleotides. The record is from the annotation of a GenBank genome assembly. NCBI's taxonomy places the organism in Eukaryota, Metazoa, Annelida, Polychaeta, Sabellida, Oweniidae.
AUUUUCUUCACGAUUGACAGCUCUUACAGUUUCAUUACACUUUUACAGCUCAUAAUUCACGGAUGUCAUCCAUUGAUGGGAUGAGAUGUUUUGAUUUCUCAUUUAGAUUUACGAAAACCAAAUGUUGAUUAACCAAACAUGACGUUCAUUUGCAUAAUUGUAGCUCUGCUUCCUGCAUACAUAUUAUAAACAGUCUUACUCUCCAUAUUUUCACGAAUUGGAUGUGUGCGGAACGAUGCCGUAAUUGGUCAAUGGAAAAGUCUCCAAGCCCCAAAAUGGCAUCAUAUAAUUCUGGGGAAGAUUUGGCAAUAGAGACUACACCAGGACUCUGAUAAUAAUUCUGCAAUGUAGAUUGAGAAUAAAAACCCUGGCACUAAAAUGAACACGUGCGCUAAGAUUGAAGAACAGAUCAAAGUUAGUGUCAUUGGAUAUGCUGAGGAACACGUGUUGAACGAAAGUCAUGAGGCAGAGACGUCGGGUGAUACAAAACGGGAUACUAAUUUGGAAGUAGAUUGCGUAUCACAUGAUGAACUCGAAUUGAGCAUUGAGAAAACCAACGAUGGUGAUGACAAUUAUGGUCACAUUAACAAAGAGACUAGCGAGCAAUGUUUGAACAUUGAUUGUGAUGCGAGAGAUGAACCACAAGUAAGACAAGAAAAUAAGAGCUGUAAUAUUUCUAAGAGAAAGGCCAUGUGUAGUAUAGAAGACGAUCAUGAUGAUCCUAUUGUUGAUGAAGCCCAAACAGCAAAGGAAAAUGAGAAUUACGAUGUUUGCAAGGGAACUACCUCUUAUAAAACAGACACAGAAGAUGAUAACGAAGAUGCAAUUAUCAACGAAGCCUCGUCAGACAAAAACAAUGAUCAUAACACGAAUGAUGACAUUGAAGAUCCGUUUGAUUCUUGGAUAUGGAAAUAUAACCAAUUAAAAGAAAGGCUAUCAUACAUGGCAAGUAUCACUUCAAUUCAAGGUUGCAUAAAUAUCCGGAAUUCUCAAACAAUGUUUGGACGAAUCAUAUGGUUCUCGAUCGCACUAGCCUUGGGUUUCACAACUGUUAUAAAGGUUUCAAACAUAGUAGUACAGUACCUAAGCUACCCUAGUGCAGAUGCCCUAUACAGCCGUGAAGAAGAUGUUACAUUCCCAUCUAUUACAAUAUGUGGUGCAAGACCAAUUGUUUUUUCUGAAAACUUUCAUCGCUCAUGCAUGAACUCAAACUGUAUGCCCAAAACAAUGGAUGUUCAAGAUGGUAGACUCAAUCAAGGUAUACUUCUCCUCAUGAAUGAAUCUGGUUAUGAAUCUCAAACAGAAACGUUGGACUUUUUAAGAAAAAGACUUCUGAGUCCCGAAAGAUAUGUUGAAAAUGUUGACGACUUUCCGUACAGUCGUUUAAGAUAUCUUAAGAAGAAUGACCUGAUUCUAGCUUGCACGUUUCAAGGAAAAGAAUGUCCCGACGCGCUUAAGUUCAAAGAAGUGAAAUUUGGGAGGUAUGGCAACUGUGUUACCAUUGAUUCAAACAAUACGAUGAAAGAAAGCGGACCAGAUUCUGGUUUAUCAUUAAUAUUAUUCUCGAAUUCUUACUCUCCACUAGACGAGUUUCAGAAAGCAAUGAAUUUAUUCAUUUACUUAGUGUCAGGGGUGAGUGAAUUCGACAGUACACAUGCAACAUCCAGUGAUGGAAUACGACUUGCAAUCCAUGCCCCCGGUACCAUUGCAGAGCCUGAACAUGAUGGCAUUGACUUAUCGCCCGGAACAUUCAAUACCAUUGGUCUGACUCAGGAUGUACGUACUUUACUGGAACCACCAUAUGGAGAUUGCACUAAGAAAAUAUUCAAUGAAAAAACAACGUACAAGUACACCAAAGAUUUAUGCCUCGAUAAAUGUAUGCAGGAGGAAAUGGUAGCAAAAUGUGGAUGCAUGACACCUAAAGCGCAAGCGUCAUUGGGUAAAAAUGGGUACGACGUCUCAUAUUGCGGAAGAUACUACAAUACGAUCAAGCCAAAAGGGUACCCGCAAUACUUGAAGAAACCAAAUUGGCGCAGGAGGUUAAGAUCUCAACUUCUACAAUUCUUACGUCGAUUGAAAUGUGAAAGUGAUGUGCUUAGAUUAUACUCUAGAGAUUCUAGUAAUAUGUGUACAUCUAAAUGCAAAACAGAGUGUACUAAAAUAGUGUAUGAUCCUCUGACGCAUGCGACACCAUGGCCCAAUGAAAAGUACUACAAGCAACUGAACCAAAGGCCUUUCAUUACAUUCAUGAAGAGCAAGGACAAUGUUGCCAAAUUACUCGAAUAUUGGUUCGAUGUUAGAAGGAGCGUGCUCGAUUCAUACUGUGAGCUUCUACACGGUGAUUUACGCAAAAAUCUUUUAAAAAGAAGAGUAACUGGGCAUGUGUUCAAACCACUUUUUGCUGAUGUAAAUUUCCCGUUUGUGACGUGUUCAGAAAAUAUCACUGCACACAUCAAUCGCUACAACAUUAUCAACAAGGUUAUCGAGAAAAACUUUUUGAAAGUUAACAUUUUCUUUCGCUCCCUUAAUGUGAACAGGAUUGCUGCAGAACCCAAUUAUCCAUUGAACAAAUUUCUAUCAGAGUUUGGAGGUAUCAUAGGUAUGUACCUGGGUAUGUCAGCUGUUUCACUCGUCGAACUAGGAUACAUUAUGGUAGCAAUGGUUUUCAUUCUUCUUUUCAAGUACAAACGGUAA